AUGACAACCUCUACCUCCCCUUGGAACUCUCGCUUAAGAGACCUCGCAAAGCAAUCCCUCUUCUCCGAAGCUCUCUCUCUUUACCGCCAAAUGCUCCGAUUCGGCCACCCACCCAACGCUUUCACUUUCCCCUUCGCUCUCAAAUCCUGCGCCGCCCUCGCCCUCCCUCUCACCGGUUCCCUCCUCCAUUCCCACGUUCUCAAAACCGGGUGCGACCCCGAACCCUUCGUACAGACUUCUCUCAUUUCCAUGUACUGCAAAUGCUGUUUGACUGACGAUGCACGCAAGGUGUUCGACGAAAGUCCCCAAAGGAAGUUGACUGUUUGCUACAAUGCUUUGAUAUCUGGGCAUGCUUCGAACUCGAAGUUGCGCGAUGCGGUUUUGUUGUUUCGUAGAAUGAGGGAGGAGGGUGUGGGGGUUAAUUCGGUUACAAUGUUGGGUUUGAUUCCGGGGUGUGCGGCUCCAGGGCACUUGAGUCUUGGGAUGUGCCUACAUGGUUCUAGUGUGAAGUGUGGUUUGGAUAGUGAUUUGUCUGUGAGGAAUUGUUUGCUUACAAUGUAUGUGAAAUGUGGGUUGGUUGAUAAUGCAAGGAAGAUCUUUGAUGCGAUGCCUGAAAAGGGUUUGAUUACUUGGAAUGCAAUGAUUUCCGGGUAUGCGCAAAAUGGGCUUGCUUCUCAUGUUUUGAACCUGUACAGGGAGAUGGAAGCUUGUGGUUUUUUCCCUGAUCCUGUGACGCUUGUUGGUGUUCUAUCGUCUUGUACUCACCUUGGGGCGCAUGGGGUUGGACGUGAGGUAGAAAGACGGAUUGAGUCUAGUGGAUUUGGUUCCAAUCCGUAUUUGAAAAAUGCUCUGAUCAAUAUGUAUACUAGGUGUGGUAAUUUGGUGAGGGCUCAUUCUAUUUUUGAUGUCAUGCCUGAAAAAAGCUUAGUUACUUGGACAGCAAUUAUUGGUGGGUAUGGGAUGCAUGGACAUGGAGAGGUCGCAUUGGAGCUCUUUGAGGAAAUGAUUGUGUCUGGAAUCAGACCUGACAAAGCUGUGUUUGUGACUGUUCUGUCUGCCUGUAGCCAUGCAGGAUUGACUGAUGAGGGACUUGAGUAUUUUGCUGCGAUGGAGAAAAACUAUAGGUUGCAGCCUGGACCAGAGCAUUAUUCUUGCAUGGUGGAUCUUUUAGGGCGCGCAGGUCGGCUCAAGGAAGCAAAGGAGCUUAUUGACUCAAUGCAGGUUAAGCCUGAUGGUGGAGUAUGGGGAGCCCUCUUGGGUGCCUGUAAGAUACAUAAAAAUGUAGAACUAGCAGAGAUAGCUUUUGAACAUGUCAUCGAGCUUGAACCAACUAACAGUGGUUAUUAUGUGUUGAUGUCGAAUAUAUACUCUGAUGCAAAGAAUUUAGAAGGGAUUUUAAAGGUUCGAGUUAUGAUGAAAGAGAGGCAGCUUAAAAAAGAGCCAGGUUGUAGCUAUGUCGAGUGUAAAGGAAGAGUUCAUGUUUUCUUGGCUGGGGAUAACAGCCAUUGUCAGACAGAAGAUAUAUACAGCAUAUUGGAUGAGUUAGAAAAUUUAGCCCGGGAACUUGGCGUGUCCAAUGAGAAUGAUGGAGAAAGAAACAAAGAGCGAGUUGGUAUUCACAGUGAAAAAUUGGCAAUUGCAUUUGGGCUCUUGAACACUGAACCCGGCACUGAGAUCGUAGUGAUAAAGAACCUGAGGGUGUGUGCAGACUGUCACUUGUUUAUCAAGUCGAUUAGCAAGAUUGUGCAGCGUCAGUUUGUGGUCAGAGACGCGACUCGUUUUCACCAUUUCAGAAAUGGUAUCUGUUCUUGUAAAGACUACUGGUAA
Fragaria vesca subsp. vesca is the source of this 1827-nucleotide messenger RNA. Its product is annotated as putative pentatricopeptide repeat-containing protein At3g11460-like. The record is from RefSeq and is a predicted model, not a curated record. Gene Ontology annotation, biological process: RNA modification. Bases 1 to 1827 code for a protein of 608 amino acids. Gene Ontology annotation, molecular function: zinc ion binding; protein binding; RNA binding. NCBI's taxonomy places the organism in Eukaryota, Viridiplantae, Streptophyta, Magnoliopsida, Rosales, Rosaceae. The transcript has a single exon.